Ctenocephalides felis (cat flea) is the source of this 438-nucleotide messenger RNA. RefSeq lists its product as uncharacterized. The transcript has 2 exons. Gene Ontology annotation, cellular component: BORC complex. The record is from RefSeq and is a predicted model, not a curated record. NCBI's taxonomy places the organism in Eukaryota, Metazoa, Arthropoda, Insecta, Siphonaptera, Pulicidae. The coding region runs from base 1 to 315 and encodes 104 amino acids.
AUGGCUUCGGCUUCGAGUAGUAGCGCGAGGUCCUUGUUCAGCGACUCGAAGCGCCGGCUGGCAGAGCGGGUCCAAGUUAAUGUACAGAACGCGGCGUCCGUGGCGCGGCAGAUUGUGAGAGGAUCGCGUUCUACCGAGGUUUUGAUGCAUUCGGCAAGAGGUUUCGUGGCCCAAGAAAAUGCUAUUGAAAACAGUUUGGCUAAUUUAAAUAAGAUGCAACUUGUUUUGGCACAUUUAAAUUAUCAACAUGAUUCUAUGGCAAGAUCUUCACGAGAAAUAUUAGAAUUAGAGGAAAAUAUAAAGGCUUUGAAGUAACAUAUUAAAUAUGUUUCUUCUUUCAUAAAACGGAACACAGAGAAAGUUUAAAUUAUUAAAAAUAUUGUUUUCAUAUGAACUACAUAAAGCUUCAACAAUAAAUAUCCACUUCACUAUUUAAUC